Racocetra fulgida is the source of this 290-nucleotide messenger RNA. Lineage: Eukaryota; Fungi; Glomeromycota; Glomeromycetes; Diversisporales; Gigasporaceae. The record is from the annotation of a GenBank genome assembly.
AUUCUAAUUCACUUUUUAAAUUAUUAAGCGACUUAAAAAGAAAAGUAGAUAGCUCUUAUGAUCUUGAAAAAGUUAAGAAAGAAUUUGAAAAUAUUACAUCACCUAGUUUUUUUAAUUUAACUGAGUAUUUUGAAGAUAUUGUAAACAAGAAUCUUUCUUCAAAAAUUUAUUACAGAUAUAAUUCUAAAUGCGAUAUUGCUAAUCAUUUAUCUUUAGAACAAUUCAGUUUAUCCAAAGAAUCUAAUUUAAAAUUUUUAUCAAUAAAUUAUAAUUUAGCUGAAUGGUUUUAA